UAGCUUUUGGUGCGAGCGACCAGUGUACAGUAACAGUUCUUAAAAAAAAAAGGAUUUAUGAAUCAUUUCUUGUUGUUUUUUGCGGUUUUAUAGUUGUUAAUUAUGUCCGACAGAAAUCCCGGGAUGGAUCUGGAUCUGGAGUGGGUGUCGAAGGUCAGAGUGAACACCCAGGCUGUGCUUAAAAGGGCCCAACAGGUUCAAGGACGCAAGGUGGCCAAGAAAGAGUGGCAGGCGGCCUGGCUUCUGAAGGCUGCGACGUGCAUCGACCUGACGACGCUCUCUGGUGACGACACGCCAUCUAACGUACACCGACUGUGCAUGAAGGCCAUGCAGCCAGUCCGCUACGACCUGCUUCAGAGCAUGGGCAUGCAUGACAAAGGUAUUACAACAGCUGCGGUGUGUGUUUAUCCAUCUCGUGUGGCUGAUGCAGUAAAAUCUUUAAAAGCAGCCAACUCCUGCAUACCUGUUGCCUCUGUGGCUACUGGGUUUCCUGCUGGUCAGACCCCGCUAAAGACGCGUCUGGAGGAGGUGCGUAUGGCUGUAGAAGACGGGGCAACCGAAAUUGACAUCGUCAUCAAUCGGACGUUGGCUCUUACUGGACGGUGGGCAGAGUUAUAUGAUGAGAUCCGGCAGUUCCGAGAGGCAUGUGGUGAUGCACACAUGAAGACCAUCUUGGCCGUAGGAGAGCUGGGGACUUUCACUAACGUCUACAAAGCCAGUCUUGUGUCAAUGAUGGCAGGAUCUGACUUCAUUAAAACUUCUACUGGCAAAGAAUCUGUUAAUGCCACCUACCCAGUUGCCAUUGUGAUGGUGCGGGCUAUUCGAGACUACUAUCUGAAGACUGGUCACAAGGUUGGGUUUAAGCCAGCGGGGGGUAUUCGCACAGCGGAGGAGGCCCUGGUGUGGCUGGUACUGAUGAAAGUCGAGCUGGGUGACCAGUGGCUCACUCCUCACCUGUUCCGCCUGGGAGCCAGCAGUCUGCUCGGAGACAUCGAACGGCAGAUUUAUCAUUACGUAACGGGACGCUAUCCAGCUUAUCAUGAGCUGCCUAUGGCCUGAUUUCCUCAGAUCCUGUCCAUGUGACCAAUGAUGGUCAGGACCUGUUCUGAUCAGCCCAUCACACCACAAAGAAAAGCCUCAGUUGAAGUCCUUGGGAAAACGGCUACCUGCUGACAAACAUUAAGUGUGAAUUUUACAGAUAUGAAGAUAAUGACCUCCCACUGUCCUGGCCUGAAUUUUGUAAAUGAAUCAUUUCAUUCAAGACUCGUUUCAAAAUUGUAUUUAAUGGUCAUUGAUCAUAAUGAUAACUUUAUCAGAAGAAAAAAAGAUUAUUUAAUAAAGACCACAAUGUAUUUCAA
Clarias gariepinus (North African catfish) is the source of this 1358-nucleotide messenger RNA. It is a transcript of the gene dera, whose product is annotated as deoxyribose-phosphate aldolase (putative). Lineage: Eukaryota; Metazoa; Chordata; Actinopteri; Siluriformes; Clariidae. Gene Ontology annotation, molecular function: deoxyribose-phosphate aldolase activity. The transcript is spliced from 9 exons. Gene Ontology annotation, cellular component: cytoplasm. The record is from RefSeq and is a predicted model, not a curated record. Bases 103 to 1059 code for a protein of 318 amino acids. Gene Ontology annotation, biological process: deoxyribonucleotide catabolic process; carbohydrate catabolic process.